UAUAAAUUGUGUUUUUUGAAUCAAUUAUAGAAAAGUAAAUUGUAAAUAAAUUGUAAACAAAAUAUAUCUUGUUUUAUAUCUUGAAUAUAUCUUGAAUUUUCAUAACAAUAGUAUUUUGAAAAAAUUAACAAUUCCAACACAAAGGCAAACAUUGUAGGAAUCUUUCCAUAACAAAAAUAUCACCCGUCGUUGGAAUAGGACAAUACAAUAUAGUACGUAUUUUGGAUUUAAGGAUUUUGUUUGAAUUAGAACAAGCCUGAUUACUCAGAAUUAAAGGUAGUUAAGCUAAAUAAUUUUUAACAAAACAUAGAGAUAAUAGGCUCAAAAACAUGUCAUCAAGUUGGAAUGACGAAAGUACAAAUAUUUUAUUAAAACACUUACAAGGAAAAGAUCAUAUAUAUAAUAGAAAUCAUCCCGACUAUAAAACGUAUAAUGUAAUAAGGGAAUGUGCAGAUCUCGGCAAACUAUUCAAUCCACCUAAAACUGGAAAAGAUGUCCUAGAUAAAAUAACUUCAAUUAGAAAUAAUUUGAUACAAAUGAGACAAUCAAUUGAGAAAUAUAAUACAUCCUUUAAUUUUCCUUUAAAUUUUCAAAAAUACUAUUUUAUGUAUGUUUCAUUAUUUGGUGAGCUCCCAGAAAAUUUAUACAAAAUUGUUAAAGAAAAUUUUCUAAAUGAGAAAAAAGAAAUUAAAAAGCUAAUAUUAGAUAUAUCACAAGAGGACUAUAUGAAGACUAAAAUAGAUAAUCUUUUUAUCGAUGAAUUCGACUUGAAUUUAAAAGAUACUAAUUUUUUAGGAAACGAGUUUCAAACGGGGAAGGAGUUUGGAAAUGUUGUCAAAAUGGAAAAAGAUUGCGAUAUGCCUGAAAUUGUUGAAAUAGAUAACGAAAAUUUCCAUUUGAAGGGUGAAAUGUUACCUACUAUAAUAAAUUUUAUCAGUGAUAAACCUUUUUUGUGGGACUCAGGACAUCCAAGCUUCUCGGAUACCGCAACAAAAAAACAAAUAUUAGAAAAUUUUGCAGCAUCAUUGACCCCACCAGUAGCAGUGAACUUAAUUCAAAAUAGAAUUCUGUACUUGAGAUCAAAGUUUUUUAAGGCUUUAAAAACUAAUAAUAAAAAUAAAUGGCAUUUGUUCAAAGAUUGUAAGUUUUUUUUAAAAUCGAAAAAUGAGACUCACAAAUAUUUAAGCGAUGAAGAGGACAUCAAAAACGAUUCAAUUUUAUAUAAAAUCAUCCAAUUUAUUAAGAAUAAGCCUUAUUUCUACAGCCGUAAAGAUCCAAAAUAUUAUGAUUCUGAUUUUAAAAACAACAUUUUAAUAGAUUUUGGAAAAACUUUUUCUCCUCCGUUUUCAAUUCGUAGCUUAAAGAAGCGAAUAACAUAUUUGAGAUUGAAGUUUUUUAAAUUUUUAAAAGACCCCAACAAAAAUUCUUCAUGGAAAUGGUUCAAUGAUUGCGAGUUUUUCCUUAGUGAACAUAAAAAAAAAUUUGGCAACACUAAUCACAAGAAAGAAAUAAAAGAGAAAUCUGCGAAAGAAACAGAUCCAUUAGAACUUCUGAGUAUUAGUGAAACAAUACACGAGACUCAUAGUGGAAAAGAGCUGUUCAUGGGGAAAAAAUCAGAUAAAAAUGUUUUUACAAAAGAAGAAUCCUUUGUAAACAAUUCUGAAAAACCAGUUAAUGAAAUUGGAAUACAGUGCGAUUUAUACAAAGAAAUAUUUGAAGAGAAAAUUAAAAACACUAUGUUAAAAAAUUGUUCUUGUUUUGAAGAAUUUAUGAAAAUUAUAGAAAAUUUCAAUCCUAUUGAUAAGAAUUUUGAAAUCCGGGAGGAUAUAGGACUUCUUAACGAAAAUGUACCACUUGAAUUGGAUCGUGAUUGUACUGAGAUGGAACAAGACGAAUUACCUAUUUUUGAUGAAGAACCUACAAUUACUCCAGAAGUAGAAGAGUAUUCAACCGAUUCCAGUGAUUAUGGUCUCACUGAAAUUCCAUUUCCAGAAAAGCCUAAAACGUCAACGAAAAAAACGGUGGAUAAAUACAAAUGUGACCAAUGUCCAAAAAAGUUUAACACACAUAAACUUUUAGAUAAACAUUUUACACUAUUUCAUGCCCAACGUAGUUUACUUUGUUCGAAAUGUGGAAAAUUAAAUGCAAGUUUUCGUUUAAUGCAAAUGCAUGAAAAUGUUUGCAAUCCUGAUGAAAAUAAAUUUUGUUAUGAGUGUAAACAAGUAUUUAAAUCAAAACUAAUUUAUUAUGAUCACUUUAACUUAGUUCAUGAUAGAAAAAACCCUUAUAAAUGUUGCUGCGGUCGAUCAUUUCAGAAGUAUACAAAAAUUGUCCUUCAUUUAAAUGCAUUUCAUUGUGGAUCAUUAGAUUCAUGUACUUUGCCGGAUUAUAUUUCAAAAGAGUUUUUAGAGACAUUCAUAGAAUCAAAAAGUAAUGACAAUACCUGUGAGAAUGUAAAUGAUGAUAAAGUUGAAAGGAAACUAAAAUUUUGGUGUAUAAUGUGCAAGACUAAUUCAUAUAACAACAGAGCUUACAUGGCCCAUUUUGACAGAGAAUUUCAUUUGAAUGCAGAAAAGUUAUGGUUGGAGGAAUUUAAUAUUGAAGGUCCUUUCGAAUGUGAAAUUUGCGAUCGCAAUAUGUCUGUUUUUGGAAAAAUUAGUGAAUUGGUAAAACAUAGACAUAAGUAUCAUCAUAAAUGUACUCUUGCCUCAUAUUUUGAAAAAUUUGAAUAUUCUGAUGAUGGAGAGGAGGUUUUAAUAACAGAACCAACCGAUUAUUCUAAAAUCAAUUCUUUAUGUCAUAUUUGUAAAUACUUCUUUUUUAUGGGUGAUUUUCAGAAGCAUUUUGAAAGUUUUGAACACACAAAUUUAGAAAAAAAGUGGUUGGAAAAAUUAGAUUUAUCCAGUUUUGAAUGUUGUUCAAUUGAAUAUAAAAAUCUAUUAGAAUUUCUAGUGCACAAACAUUCUAAACAUGGUGAGUGGCCAAUAAAUCGUUUACUAAAACAUAUUGAAGGGAAAACUGAUGAAGUUAUUCCAGAAUAUUUAAAUGAUAGAAUAAAUUCAAAACUAAUAUAUAAGUGUUCCAUAUGUAACUACUAUAGCUGCUAUAAAGUUAAUUUCGUAUUUCAUAUGCUUCAUCAUAUACCGGAGAAGUACAUUGAAUGCUCCUGUGGUGAAAAGUUCAUCACUCGUGUAAAAUUACUUGUUCAUCAAAAAAGAAAUGGAUGCUCAAGAAAUGGUUGUAAAAUUCCACGUUUCGUACUGCACAUUGAUUUUGUUGUAAAUCGCAAUUUAGUUUAAAUUUAGUUAAUAUGUAUUUAUGUUGAAAUGAUAUUUUGAAUUUCAUUUUAAAAAAUAAAAUAUUAAUGUUUUAAUAAUUAAAUAAACUUUUAACACGUUGUAAUUUAAAUAUUGGUUUUUCCA
Messenger RNA from Condylostylus longicornis, 3422 nucleotides. RefSeq names its product zinc finger protein 471-like. The transcript is spliced from 12 exons. Gene Ontology annotation, molecular function: RNA polymerase II cis-regulatory region sequence-specific DNA binding; DNA-binding transcription factor activity. The coding region runs from base 330 to 3299 and encodes 989 amino acids. Gene Ontology annotation, biological process: regulation of transcription by RNA polymerase II. The record is from RefSeq and is a predicted model, not a curated record. NCBI's taxonomy places the organism in Eukaryota, Metazoa, Arthropoda, Insecta, Diptera, Dolichopodidae.